Callorhinchus milii (elephant shark) is the source of this 961-nucleotide messenger RNA. RefSeq names its product mitochondrial ribosomal protein S14 (gene mrps14). NCBI's taxonomy places the organism in Eukaryota, Metazoa, Chordata, Chondrichthyes, Chimaeriformes, Callorhinchidae. Gene Ontology annotation, molecular function: structural constituent of ribosome. The record is from RefSeq and is marked provisional. Gene Ontology annotation, cellular component: mitochondrial small ribosomal subunit; ribosome. Gene Ontology annotation, biological process: translation.
CUCUUCUUCCGAUACGGGCGAUGGCGGCGCUGGGCCUGAGCAGAGCCCUCAACUACCUCCAGGGCUCCGUGAGCAGCGCAGCCUGGCGGAUAUUUUCAGGCAUCCCAAGAGGAAAUGUAGAGCUGGUUCGGAAUUAUUAUGCCGAUUGGCGAAUGCUUCGGGAUGUGAAAAGGAGGAAAAUGGCCUUUGAUUACGCAGACGAAAGGAGGAGAAUUAAUGCAAUCCGAAAAAACACAAUCUUACCCAAAGAACUGCAGGAAGUGGCUGAUAAAGAAAUUGCAGCUCUUCCAAGAGACAGCUGCCCGGUUCGUAUCCGCAAUCGAUGUAUCUUCACGUCCAGGCCAAGAGCUGUUAAACGCAGGUGGCGUCUCAGUAGAAUUGUCUUCCGCCAUCUUGCUGACCAUAAUCAGAUGUCUGGCAUUCAGCGAGCCAUGUGGUAGAGGGACCUAUCUCCACUGGGUCUGUAGGUGUUAUUAAAGGGUGGCCAGAUUGGCAUGAAUCACCCAAGACUAGAGCCAUAAGAUGUUCAGUGCUGUGCUCAAAGGCUGGUCAACUGCAUGUGAGAAAUGAUGGAAGGCGAGUGCUCCUCACUUUACCUGGUAUUCAUUACUAAUUCAACUGGUGCAUUUAAAUUCAAGUGAAUUUAAUAGAAAAUUGAACAGAACUUGUGCAGAUGGUCCACUUGGGCGAUUAAACCCUUUAUACAGAUCAGACUUGUGCGAGUUUUACUGCAGUUUUGUUUAAAUGAAGAUACUGCCCUUUAAUAGUAUUCCUUUAAGUCUUAUGGAGUUUGUGCACAUUUCGCCCUUUGUGAUGUGCGUUAGCAGAGGAGUUGCCACGUGUACGCUCGAGUCCACAAUUACAUGCUCUGUGACUUUGUCCAAAGGUUGUUUUUCUGCAAUGCUGUUAUGUGACUUUGAAAUGACCCAUUAAUUCAACUCAAUAAAGUACAUUUAAAGGG